AUGUCGUUCUUCAGGAAGCUCGAUCCCAAGACGGAUCUCGGUACGCCUUCGUCGCUCAAGUCGUCUGUGCAGCGGGGCAUCCGUACCAAGCUGCUGGAGCAGUACCCCGACACGCUUGGCGCCGACGAUGGCGCACUCCUCGAAAGCAUCUGGCCGAAGAAGGAGUCCAUCACGUCAGCCAAGUACAAGCCAGAACACAUCCAAAUCCUGCUGCUGCGCAACAUGCCGAUCUUUUUCCAGCACUAUGAUGGCCCAUACAUCCCGACUCUGCAUCUCCUGCACAAGUACCCGGCGCUCCUGCCGUCGAUCCAGGUGGAUCGUGGUGCGAUCAAGUUCCUCCUGUCGGGUGCCGCUGUCAUGGCGCCGGGUCUGACAUCGGCAGGCGGUCGACUCCCUGACCCCAGCAAGGGUGAGAAGCCGCUGCCGAAAGAGACCGUUGUGAGCAUCAAGGCCCAGGGCAAAGAGUUUGAGGUCGCGAUCGGCGUGCUGAAAGUUGACACAGAGGAGAUCCGCGCCAAGGGCAAGGGCAUUGCUGUGGACAAUGUACACUACCUUGGUGACGAUCUGUGGGCCAUCUGCUCUCGCGGUGGUCUUCAGUAA
This is a messenger RNA of Malassezia restricta, 600 nucleotides long. RefSeq names its product PUA domain protein. Lineage: Eukaryota; Fungi; Basidiomycota; Malasseziomycetes; Malasseziales; Malasseziaceae. The transcript has a single exon. Gene Ontology annotation, molecular function: RNA binding. Bases 1 to 600 code for a protein of 199 amino acids. The record is from RefSeq and is a predicted model, not a curated record. Gene Ontology annotation, biological process: formation of translation preinitiation complex.